Molecule: messenger RNA, 1285 nt
Organism: Prorocentrum cordatum
Lineage: Eukaryota; Dinophyceae; Prorocentrales; Prorocentraceae
Source: the annotation of a GenBank genome assembly
CAGCCUUUAGGCUCUGCAGGUACACAUCCGUUCACACGUACACUUAGACCCCGCUGCCCACUUCACUUUCGAGCGGCCCGAUUCCAAAGCUGAUGUGGCAGGCGCUGGCCUUGUCUCAGGAGCAGCUCACGGCAGCGGGGAAGAGGCUAGUGAGCUCUCACGACGCCUUCUCAGCUGGUGGCUACGGAAAGGAGGCACGCCCACGACGAGGAGAUCAUCAGCCUCAGAGGGCUGCGGGAGGAUCAGCAGUGGCGGUGGCAUCAGCAGGCCCGAAGGGCCCAGCUGCGGCAGCUCCAGCACUGAUGGACGCCGAUGUGUCGGACUCCGAGGACGAAACGGCGCAGGAAACGCUCAAGCAGGUGCUGAACGUCACGCAGCGCACGGGGGCGCUGGAGGGUUGCCUGCUCAGCGCCCACUUGAUGGACAAGGAGUGCAUCUUGAAUGCGCACGCGGUGGCAGCAGAGCAGCACUACACGACCACGGUGGAGCAGGACCCCACGGCUCAAAUCGGCCCUCCGUCUAUCAUGGUGGCUAUGGCGGUGCUGACAUUCCUCUUGGUUCAACCAGUCAUCAGGGACGCGCAGGACAUUCGAGCGGAAGUGGUAGGCCUCACGGGCCUUGUGGAGCGGAUUCGAGAAGAGACGAUGGAGUUAGCGGCGGAAUACAUCAAACAUUGGCGGGCGAAGUCGGCUUACCCCAAAGAGGGAGAGGAUAUGAGCGUGCGUCGCACGUUCUACAUUCAUGCGCCUGUGCCCAUCGGAGAGCCUCCCAACAUGGUGACCGUGCCUGCCAACCUGCUGGUCUCGAAGUGUCUCAUGAAGCUCGGGUCCGUGCCGAAGCCGGGUCCGCCACCGAUGGGAGGGCCCGAGCGCAAGUUUCAGAACUCGUUGCAGAAACUGCUCAAAGGGGGCAAGACACACCAGAGGUGGUAGACCAUGACCGUCAGGUUUCAGGCUUUGGAGGUCCCCAGAUGGAAGGGGCUGGUGUGAAUCAAGGUACAGGCCCAGGUGAUCUACAACAUCCGAGAAGCAGUAGCAGUAAUCUAGCGGCGUCUGUGAAUUCGUUUGGAACUGGGGGACCCAGACAGUGCGUUUCUGAGAGAGGGAGAGUUCAACUUUCGGGCUCUACGGACCCCCCGCAAUGUCAGCCGAAACGUAGACCUAGGACGGGUAAAGGGACUGGUCGAGUUAGAGGCCAGACUUAAGUGCUGAGGCCUCCUCUGGAUUGUUUUUUCCCAACCAUCCUGUGGUGUUGGGUCCUCGUUUUGAAGAGACGGUGCCCCGCG